Molecule: messenger RNA, 3783 nt
Organism: Temnothorax curvispinosus
Lineage: Eukaryota; Metazoa; Arthropoda; Insecta; Hymenoptera; Formicidae
Gene: Tsf2
Product: melanotransferrin
Exons: 9
Coding region: 95-2746 (883 amino acids)
Biological process (GO): iron ion transport
Cellular component (GO): early endosome; plasma membrane; extracellular region
Source: RefSeq, a predicted model, not a curated record
CGUUGUUGUAGGGUUGGGUGUAGUCUGUGUAGUUCGUUACAGUCCGGAGUAGUCAUGUCAAGGGUGUUGUCCGUGUGUGAUUGACUCGGAAGAAAUGCCUAAAGGAAAGAUGUGGAUCCAAUAUUACGCAUUAUUACUGUCCCUGUGCUGUUUUGCGCUACGUCAAACUCACGGUCAGCAUUUCAACAACACAGUCACGUGGUGUACGGUCUCCGACGGCGAGCAGAACAAAUGUCAAGCCUUCGCCAGGGCGGUCGAUCGCGAGAUAGGUGCCUUUGGUUACAAUUAUUUUUCGGUGCGAUGCAAACAGGCUUUCAACAAGGAGGAAUGUAUGGCCAUGCUGGACCACGAGAAAGCACAGAUAACUACGUUGGACGCUGGAGAGGUCUUCAUAGCUGGACGAUACCAUAGUCUUGUACCAAUAAUGCAGGAAAUAUAUGAAAGUGGCGUAAAUUAUCAAUACGCCGUUGCGGUGAUUAAGAAGGGCUCUCUGCCGGAUGUUAAUAGUUUGUAUGAUCUCAGAGGCAAGAAGGGCUGCUUCGCUGGCGUCGGGACACUAGCUGGUUGGGUUAUUCCUAUUAACAGUCUUAUGAGAUAUGGAGGAAUGGAAGUUAUUGACUGUAACAAUCAUGUGAAGUCAACAAUUAAAUUCUUUGGACCUAGUUGUGCAGUAAACUCGUUAAUUGAUAAAUACAAUCCCCUUGGUGAUAAUUCUGACCAGUUGUGCAGCCUAUGCAUCGGAAAGAUACCCGGUGGCAAAUGUACGAAUCAAGAUCCUUACUCAGGAUACGAAGGAGCUUUCCGCUGCUUGGUUGAAGCGGGUGAAAUUGCCUUUCUGGUGCAUACGACUGUGCAGGAAAUGACUUCGACGACAUUCGAUUUUAGUUCUGUGAAAAAGGAGCAAUUUGAACUACUGUGCAAGGACGGUACUCGCAGACCCGUGGACGAUUACAGGACCUGUAAUUGGGGCACCGUGCCAUCUCGUGCAAUAGUCACGUCUUCGGCGACCAACUUCGAGAUUCGUCGAAAGUAUCAAAGAUUUUUAGAGAAAGCCGUUCGAAUACUGCAUAAAAACAGAAAUGACAGAAAUGACACAACGGGCUUCAGUCGUUUCGACAACAAUCAAGGGAGUUUUGACAACGAUCAAGAGGGUUUCGAUAAUAAUCAAAGAGGUUUUGACAACAAUCAAAGGGAUUUUGAGAAUCGUCCGGGUUACAACAACAGAUUUAGCGAGAGUGACUUUAACAGAGGCGGAUUUAGGAAUCCGAACGAAUAUAGCACAGACAAUUGGGAUCGUAACGGAUUCGAUCGAAGCUUCGGCGGCGGUGGCGGAAGAGGAGGAGCAGAAGGAGGAUUUAAUUCGUGGGAUAGGCCUGGAAUUAACGAUACAUUCGAUUAUUAUAAUAGAGAAAGAGUCCACACUGAACCUACGAAUGUACGACCGAUAGAAAUGUUCGAUUUAUACGAAUCGGCGCCUAGAUACGGAAUGCAACAUAAUUUAAUAUUCUCUGACUCCUCUCGCGAUUUCGUACAACUGUCCGAAAAAGAUCAAACGUACACCGGGUAUUUAGGAAGAUCUUUAGACCAUAUAUUAGGGGUGCGUCAUUGUCCCGUAAAUCGAAUGACAUUAUGCGUUACAUCCGAUCCAGAAAUGGAAAAAUGCGUAAAGAUGAAGAUUGCCUUAAAAGCCCAGCUCUUAAAACCAGAAUUACUUUGUCACAGAGGUCACAGCCAAAUAAAUUGUAUGCAGUUGAUACAAAGCGGGAUUGCCGAUGUAACUGUACUAGAUGCCAGUGACGUCUACACCGCUGGACUGCGGUUUGAACUCAUUCCAUUUAUAUCCGAGGUGUACAAUUUGGGUACACCAGACUAUUACGUUGUCGCCGUCGCGAAGGAGGAGGAUGACAACACAGACCUGACGUAUCUCAAAAACAAAUACACUUGUCACACUGGAAUCAAUAUGGCCGCGGGAUGGGUUUAUCCGCUGGCGUACCUCAUCUCCAACAAGUGGAUCAGGGGAUAUGGUUGUGAUUCUGUGCGCGCCGCCGCCGAAUACUUCAGCAAAUCUUGCGUGCCGGGUGCACUCAGCACUGAAUACAAUACAGGCGUGCCUUAUGAUAACAUGUGCGACCUGUGUCACGGGGUGAGCUACCGGUAUUGCCGAAGAGACGCUUCCGAGGAUUACUUCGGAUACACAGGUGCCUUUAGAUGUCUGGUGGAAGGUGGCGGCGACGUGUCUUUCGUGAAACAUACGACGGUUGCAGAGAAUACCGAUGGCAAGCGCAAGGAGUUCUGGGCGCGCAACACUUUCACAAAAGAUUUUGAGUUACUCUGCCCAGAUGGUACGCGCCGUCCGACUUCGGAUUACAUAAAUUGCAAUCUGGGCAAAGUCGCCGCCAAUGCCAUAGUCACGCGCGGCGGGUAUUAUGGCUACAAUGAGACGCAAAUCAACGCAUACAUCAAUCUAUUUAUAUACGCACAACAGUUUUAUGGCCGAAAGGAGCAGGACGAGUUCAGCUUCAGCAUGUAUUACAGUCCACCGCCUUACAGCGAUCUCAUCUUUCAAGAUGCCACUCAGCAGCUGGUGGUGAUCCUGCCGAACAAGCGGGAGUACAGCGCGUAUCUCGGGCAAGAUUUUAUGAGAGCCAGGAGAAUCGUAGAUUGUAAUGCAGGUGCGUCAGCGAUAAGUUACUCAUUGUUCGCUACGAUAGUUAUGAUCGCGUUUACUUUUGCAUUUGGUAGAUAAGUAUUGCGAGUUGCAUGCAUUACAAGAAUAUUCGAAUAAAAAUUCGUGUCGAGAUUACGAACGAAGAUUGGAGAUCUGACAAACGAAUCUGAUAUAGCACAUUUUAUCAAUUGGCAAUAUAUACAGGGUGUAAAACAAAUGUGGCCACUACUUCAGAAGUGUAUUCUACUUGUCAAAAUAAGCAAAAAAGUUUAUAUGUCUAAAAAUGUCUAAAAAUUGUUUUCACGUUACAAUCAUGUUUAAAGAGACGCUAAGGAUGUUUUAUCAAUGGUUCCCUUGUGUCCUCGUGUUUUUGGGAACAUCUAAAACAAAUUGUCUACUUUUUGUUGACGAUAUUAAUGAUCUUCGUCAGCACAUUGAAAACAGGUUCAAUGAAAUACGCAACACACCGAAUGUUUGUGAAAGGCUGAGAAGGUCGCUAAGAAGAAGGGCGGAGCUAACAUAUUUUUGUUGGGAACGGUUACUUUAAACAUUUGCUUUAAGAUUUAUUGUAUUUCACUUUUAUUUUCCAUUGUAUUGUUAGAAAUAAAAUAAUAAUUGUAACUGUCUUAAGUUUCAGCUCAAACUGACUGUAACAUGAAAACGAUGCAUUUUUAGACAUACGUUUAUAUGCCCAAACUUUUUUGCUCAUUUUGAUGAGUAGAAUACAUGCCUGAAAUAGCGGCUCACAUUUAUGUUACAUCCUGUAUAUAUUAUAUUUAACAAUAGUAGAUAUUAAAUAAUAUUAAAUUUAGCAAUAGUAUAUUUUAUCGCUGCUACGUAUCACUAAUAUUAUCAAAGAUACAUUCUCAAUAUCAGUCAAAUUGUUUUAUACAUAUUUUACACGUAUACUUUUACAAAAGUACAAAUGACUGAGAAAUAGAGUUGAAUAUAUAAAUUUAAGCGCGAUUGCUGCCUUUGCGUCCGUCCAACGGAGCUAUAUCUUUAAGUGUAUCCGUCCAAAUACAAGAAACUUAUCGAUCUGGUAAUUUUAAGGAUUAUUGUAUUUAAUAAUUUGAUAUGUAUGUAUAUUUUAUACCGUCCACUAAUGUUUUUAU